Messenger RNA from Enterobius vermicularis (human pinworm), 360 nucleotides. Lineage: Eukaryota; Metazoa; Nematoda; Chromadorea; Rhabditida; Oxyuridae. The record is from the annotation of a GenBank genome assembly.
AUGGCUGUUAAUGUAAAGAGCCAAGUAAUAUAUUUUGGGGCUGUCAAUGGUAAAAAAGCAAGAGUAGAACGGAUGAAGUACAUGGCUACUGGUGUCUAUGUGGCAACAGCAGCAAAAACAACAACAACAACAACCGCAGUAACCAGAAGCGACAGCAAGUGGUACACGGCAUGGUCGUCAUCAGUUGGCAUCGGUUGGCAUCGUCGGACUUUCGGAGAUGACAUUAAGGCGACGUACACCAGAGACAAAGAGAUUAGAAUUGGAGAAUCGAAAGGAGAAGAGAGGCAGAGGAAUAGGGAGUUCGUGAUGGAGAGAGAGACAGAGAUAAGGGAGGAAGUGUUGGACUGCGAAUUCAGUUAG